Vigna unguiculata (cowpea) is the source of this 1011-nucleotide messenger RNA. RefSeq lists its product as uncharacterized. NCBI's taxonomy places the organism in Eukaryota, Viridiplantae, Streptophyta, Magnoliopsida, Fabales, Fabaceae. The record is from RefSeq and is a predicted model, not a curated record.
AUGGUUCCCUACGAUGAACCCAUAUACGGCUUCUCCGGGGAGAAGGUCUCCACCCGCGGCUACAUCGACUUCCAUACCGUCUUUUGCGAUGACACUCAAACCAAAAUAAUCCCUAUCUGUUUCCUUGUCGUAGACGUGCCUACAUCAUACAAUGUACUUCUGGGUCACCCAUUCUUUAACACUCAGCGCAAUUGUAUCUACACCUCAUCUGGCCACGAAAUUUCCCUCCCCAUUUGGAGACAUCCUUACCAACGACUCGCGCGAGAAUGCUACAUGGCCAGUCUACGUCCACAACUACCCAUCCUUCAAACGCACAACAUUGAACGUCCACCUGGCUCUGACAUAGCCUUAUCUAGAGAUGAUUUAGACCCCAGGGUAGGCCGCGAUGCACGCCUCGAGCCUGUUGAUGAAACUUUACCCCUGGAACUCCCUAAUGGACACACCCUUAAAAUGGGCACCGGUCUUCAACACGAACAGCGUGAUAUACUCACACCUACCCUCAACAGCAACACCGACCUCAUUGCCUGGUCCGCCAUUGACUUACCCGACGUUGACCCUCAAGUGGCGGUCCACAAACUUUCCAUUUACAAAGAAGCCAAAUAUGUCUCUCAGAAGAAACGAAAGCUUGGUGAAGAACGUCGACUAGCAGCCAAGAUCGAAGCCGACAAGUUACUCAACGCAAGUUUCAUCGAAGAAGACCACUACACCACUUGGCUCUCCAAUAUAGUUCUGGUAAAAAAAGUUAACGGUAAAUGGCGAAUGUGUGUUGAUUACACAGAUCUCAAUAGGACCUGCCCCAGAGACGCCUACCCCUUGCCCAAUAUUGAUUGGCUAGUUGACGGUGCUGCCGGCAACAAGGUUCUCAGUUUCCUAGAUGCAUAUUCCGGCUACAAUCAGAUCCCAAUGGCCACAACUGAUAUGAACAAGACUGCCUUCAUCACAGACGAUACCAACUACUUUUAUAAAGUUAUGCCAUUCGGUCUCAAAAAUGCAGGAGCAACUUACCAAUGA